Molecule: messenger RNA, 476 nt
Organism: Botrytis cinerea B05.10
Lineage: Eukaryota; Fungi; Ascomycota; Leotiomycetes; Helotiales; Sclerotiniaceae
Gene: Bclsm6
Product: Bclsm6
Exons: 3
Coding region: 81-338 (85 amino acids)
Biological process (GO): mRNA splicing, via spliceosome; maturation of SSU-rRNA
Cellular component (GO): nucleolus; sno(s)RNA-containing ribonucleoprotein complex; P-body
Molecular function (GO): RNA binding
Source: RefSeq, a predicted model, not a curated record
GAACUGCAAUAUAUUCAAAAUUGUCUCCUCCAUCAACGAUAAGAUUCCAUCAAAGUCAUAGUGGUAUUUCGAAGAAAGAUAUGGAGAACGGCGCAUUACAACAAGGCGAAGGCAAGGAUCCUUCAUCCUUCCUGUCAGAAAUUAUUGGCUCAAAAGUCAUUGUAAAGCUCAAUAAUUCUCUCGUCUUCAAAGGAGAAUUACAGUCCGUCGAUGGAUAUAUGAACAUCGCUUUAGAAAAAUGCGAGGAAUGGGUUCAUGGAAAGAAGAAGACAGUUCAUGGUGAUGCCUUUGUGCGGGGCAACAAUGUCAUGUACAUUUCGGCCGAUGAAUCUGCUUAAUUGGCACAAUAGUGGAAAAGCAUUGGGUGGGAGUUAUGGAGUGCUAUACAGGAAGGAUCCUUUUACGAAAUUCAUGAUAUCCAAAAGACGACGAUGAGACGCGACAAGGUAGCAGAAACCGGCGGAAUUAUAUGCACA